AUACACUCCGCUUGCGAAGAGAAUACGCCGUUAUUUCAUUUCAUCUGUUUCAACUUUUUUUAUACGAAAGAGCGACAUAUCUCAGUUGUGCCACUGCUGCCGUCGUGUUAAGAUCGUUUGGCUUUCUCAAAUAGAGGCGUAUUUUGUGUUGUGGAGUUCUUUGUGAAAAGCUUAUUUUAAAAUGUCAAACUGCAACAGCAGCAAAUCCUCAUCGUCAACUUCAUCUUCGAGUUUAUCCCGAUCAUCCUCUUUUUCAGGAGACUGACGACUCCAUGGCUGAUGUAACAUACUGCCCAAAAUCACCACAGCAAGAAAGUGAUAGCGAGGAUAGCAACGAUAAAACAUUUAAUCCAUCAGCCAAUUCUACGACUGUAUUCCUCCCACUUUUGGAGAAUUGUCAGCGUGACACCGCUAGUACAGUUGUGCAGCAAAGUGUUGAUAGCACAUCGAUUUCUUACGCGGCACCAUCACUCAGUAAUUCACAACCUGGCACUUCAACUUCAAAAAUGGUAAGUUCUUCCAUGAUUCCAAAUAGUCCAUUGAAAAAGGGGAAAAAAGAGCAAAACAGCCAGAAAAAUGGAAGAGGAACAUCAUUAAAAAGAAAAGAAAUAGUGGAAUGGAGUAUGAAUCACACACGCUGAUAAAAAAAGUUAAACCUGCAAGACAAAUGAAAACUCCAUGUGCUGAGACUUGUAAGCUCGAAUGUUACAAAAAUUUUAGUGAUGACGAACGAAAACAUUUGUUUAACUUAUACUGGGCCCUUGGUGACAUAGAAAAGCAAAGACAAUAUAUCGACAAAUGUAUGCAAAAAAUUGAGCCCAGAUACCGGUACAUGCGCAUUGGGGGAACCAGAGGGCCUCGCAAAAAUAAUAAUGCGUUUUUUUUAAAACAAGGUGAUGAGAUUGUGCGCGUUUGCAAACUGUUUUUUAAAAACACCCUGGCUAUCACCGAUCGUUCAAUUAGAACCGUAUUGGAUAAGCAUCAAAAACUCGCUAACCAAAUAUUAGAACCCGACCAAAGAGGUAAACACGGGAAACAGAAAAAACUUGAUCCUAAAUUAAAAGCUGGAAUUAAGGAAUUCCUAGAUAAAAUACCAAAAAUUGAAAGUCAUUACACAAGAGCAAACACAUCCAAAACCUUUAUUGAAGGAAGCAAAAGCGUAACAAGCAUAUAUAACGACUACGUAGACAUGUGUAAAGAAAAAAAUGAGCCGUUUUGCAACUACAUUUAUUUCUAUAGAACUUUUACGGAGGAUUUCAACAUCUCAUUUUUCGUCCCAAAAAAAGAUUUGUGUGAAGAAUGUACAUCAUACAGUAACAUGGAUGAAGUGGAGAAAAUUAAUAUGAAAGAAAUGUAUGAAAAUCACUUGCAUGAAAAAAAUUUGUCAAGAGAUGAAAAAAAAAGACAAAGAAGAUAUGAACGUAUUUGUAGCAGUGUAUGAUUUACAAGCUGUCAUGCAAUUACCUAAGGGCGAUGUCUCCGCAUUUUAUUACAAGUCAAAACUAAAUGUUUUCAACUUCACUAUAUAUGACAUAAAAACGAAUAAAUGCCAAUGCUUUGUAUGGGACGAAGCCAAUGGACGCCGUGGAGUUAAUGAAUUAUGUACGUGCGUUCUACAAUAUAUUAAAAAUUUGUCGACCACAGAAGAUGCUGAAAUAAUAUUUUAUUCGGAUAACUGUGCCGGACAGCAAAAAAACAAAUUCAUGAUUGCCAUGUACUUAUACGCCGUGCGCUAUUUGGGUAUAAAAUCAAUCACCCACAAGUACCUUAUCAAAGGUCAUACACAAAAUGAAGGCGAUUCAGCUCAUUCCUUAAUCGAGAGAGAAACCAAGCGUAUGCUUAAAAGUGGUCCCAUUUAUACAACUGAAGGAUUUGUAUCAAUAAUCCGAUCGGCAAAGAAAAGAGGAGACCCAUUUAAUGUUAACGAGCUAUGUUUUGAGGAUUUUUUAGAUUUAAAAAUACUGGCAAAUGACAUCGGUCCAUUAAAUAUGGCAGAUUUGAAACUGUCGCUAGUAAAAACAAUUCGAGUUCAACGAGAAUCACCAAAUUCUGUUUUUUAUAAGACCGCUUACGCUGACGAAAAGUUCAAGGAGGCGAUUGUUAUUAAAAAAAAGAUGCAAGCAAAAGCGAUUUCUUUAAACAAAGCUUUUCAUACCAAACCAGGUAUACCAGCAAAUAAGAGAGCCGAUAUUAAUGACUUGAUUAAAAAAAAACUUAUUCCAAAUUUUUAUAAACCAUUUUAUGAUAAUUUGUAAAAAUUUCAUAGUCAGACUUUCGUUACCAAUAUAUUUUGGUAUUUAGUUAUUAUUUUUUAAUUACUUAAA
Rhagoletis pomonella (apple maggot) is the source of this 2324-nucleotide messenger RNA. RefSeq lists its product as uncharacterized. The coding region runs from base 1356 to 2255 and encodes 299 amino acids. The transcript has 2 exons. NCBI's taxonomy places the organism in Eukaryota, Metazoa, Arthropoda, Insecta, Diptera, Tephritidae. The record is from RefSeq and is a predicted model, not a curated record.